This is a messenger RNA of Oreochromis niloticus (Nile tilapia), 1748 nucleotides long. RefSeq names its product zgc:85777. Gene Ontology annotation, molecular function: acyl-CoA dehydrogenase activity; flavin adenine dinucleotide binding. Gene Ontology annotation, cellular component: cytoplasm. NCBI's taxonomy places the organism in Eukaryota, Metazoa, Chordata, Actinopteri, Cichliformes, Cichlidae. Bases 35 to 1357 code for a protein of 440 amino acids. Gene Ontology annotation, biological process: fatty acid beta-oxidation using acyl-CoA dehydrogenase. The transcript has 9 exons. The record is from RefSeq and is a predicted model, not a curated record.
ACCAGCGCAUGCGCACACACUGUUGUCAACAGAGAUGGCGCUGCGCGAAGGAGCCCUGCGUUUAAACGUGCUGGUCAGAAGCCGUCAUUUUUACAAGUUAACUUCACUGGGUGGUGGUGUCCGCUCGUUGACUGAGAAAGUGUCAUCUAAACAAGUAAAGUCCAGUGCCCCAGAGACUGCGGCUGACCAUUUAAUCUACACACAAGAGCACUUUGCAUUAAAGGAGUCCCUCAGAAAGCUCAUCGACCAGGAGAUCAACCCUUACGUCGAUCAAUGGGAAGCAGAAGGGAAGUUUCCAGCCCACAAGAUCUUCAAGAUCUUAGGAAAUGCAGGAUUUCUAGGAGUCAACAAACCAGUUGAGUAUGGAGGCUUGGGCCUUGACUUCAGCUUCAGUGUAGCAGUGGCAGAGGAGCUGGGCAACAUCCGCUGUGGAGGAAUCCCCAUGGCCAUCGGGGUACAAACUGACAUGACGACUCCGGCGCUGGCCAGGUUUGGUUCGGACGAGCUUAAGAGGGAGUUCCUCCUUCCCUCCAUCAGUGGGGACAAAGUGGCCUGCCUUGGAGUGAGUGAGGUUGGAGCUGGCUCUGAUGUCUCGAGUAUCAAGACCAAGGCCGUGAGGAAAGGUGAUGAGUAUGUGAUCAAUGGGGGAAAGAUGUGGACCACCAGUGGUACCCAGGCUGACUGGAUGUGUCUCCUCGCUAACACUAGUGACGGGCCCCCACAUAAGAACAAAUCUCUCAUAUGUCUACCCAUGAACUUGCCGGGAGUGCACAUCGCCCGAAAGAUUGAUAAACUGGGUAUGUGGUCAUCUGACACAGCCGAAGUGUUUUUUGAUGACGUCCACGUGCCCUGUAAGAAUGUUAUCGGCCAAGAAGGCAUGGGCUUUACCUAUCAGAUGCUUCAGUUCCAGGAAGAGAGGCUUUGGGCAGUGGCCAAUAUCUUGACCACAAUGGACAACGUAAUUCAGGAGACCAUCCAGUACACACGGCAGAGGAAGAUCUUCAAGCAGCCCGUCCUUCAUCACCAGGCGGUUCACUUCAGGUUGGCCGAGCUGCAGACGGAGGUCGAGCUGCUCCGCUCUCUCCUCUACCGUGCUACAGCGCUGUAUAUUAAAGGCAACGAUGUCACCAAGCUGGCAUCCAUGGCCAAAUUAAAGGGGGGACGCCUUGCCAGAGAAGUGGGCGACAGCUGUCUCCAGUACUGGGGAGGGAUGGGCUACACCAGUGAUGUGCUAGUCAGCCGAUUUUACAGGGAUUCCAGGUUAAUGUCAAUUGGUGCAGGAGCUGAUGAGGUAAUGCUGGGAAUCAUCUGCAAGUACAUGGACACACUACCUGGCAAGUCAUGUAAUGAACGCUAACCCCAGUGGGAAAAUCACUUCUGAUUUGUGCACUUUGAUCAGUUACUCAGAUGAGGAGAUUUUGCCUUUUUAACAAUACUGUAUGUGGUCAUAAAGACAUCCUCAUACGGUCAAUCACACAGAAUAAUGAAGCCCCCCCCCCUUCCUUGUCUGUACACAUGUGCAACAAUGCAGAGUUUUGAUUGAAUGUAAUUUGUUACUUUUGUAAUUAUUGUUUAGAAUAAAGAAAAAUAAUGUUCUUUAAUAAAAAUGGAUGUUUUAUGUUUGAGAUUUUCAUGCUGAAGACAUUUCAGCACAUCCAACAGCAUGAAGUUACACCAGCUAAUCCAGGGCAUAAAAUUUGUUUAUUUACAUUAAUAUUUUUACAAUAAAGAUGAAACAAUGACGUACA